AUGCGAUUUUUAGCGAAGAAGCGCAAGAAAAAAGAUAAAGACAAAGCAUCGAAGGAUGACAAUGAAAAUGGGGGCAUGGAAAACUCUCAGUCGAAAUAUUACGAACCACACUUAGCGUCUAUAGGGAGACCAUUCGAAUGCUCCUCGGGAAAGGAUUGUUGGUGCGCGGGGGGGCUGUUACCCAACGACAAGAAGUUCGACCUCAGUGGCGCCAACGCCUGCCUGCUGGAGGCGUCCUUCAGAAACACGCUGAUCAAGGAACUUCAAGGGUCCCAUAAGAAGACUGGAAUCACACCACUCCACUAUGCCGCCCGUAACUUGAACAAGAAGUCGAUCAAACUCUUGCUUGAGGCGAAAGCGAAUCCCAUGAUUGUUGAUAUCCAUGGCAACACACCGCUGCAUUUUGCCGCCAUGGCCUCUUACUCCAACAGGCAGAAAGGGAAGGAUGCAAUUCGUGCACUGGUGAGUGCCAAGAAGAAAUUGGCCAAGUGCAAGACUGCACAAGACCUGAUUGUCGAACCUGCCGAAGAGUUCUACAAAAGCAGCAAAGAAAUGUUGGAAAACUCAAGAAGUGACGCUGUUAGAAGUAAGAUCCAGGAAGCUGUAGCUCUGACUGAGGAAGUCACUAAGUUUGCAAGGUUGCAUCUUAACCCUUCGAAAUAG
Guillardia theta CCMP2712 is the source of this 663-nucleotide messenger RNA. RefSeq lists its product as hypothetical. Gene Ontology annotation, cellular component: cytoplasm; nucleus. NCBI's taxonomy places the organism in Eukaryota, Cryptophyceae, Pyrenomonadales, Geminigeraceae. The transcript has 11 exons. Bases 1 to 663 code for a protein of 220 amino acids. The record is from RefSeq and is a predicted model, not a curated record. Gene Ontology annotation, molecular function: protein binding.